Messenger RNA from Erpetoichthys calabaricus (reedfish), 1359 nucleotides. RefSeq names its product tigger transposable element-derived protein 1-like. The transcript has a single exon. The record is from RefSeq and is a predicted model, not a curated record. NCBI's taxonomy places the organism in Eukaryota, Metazoa, Chordata, Cladistia, Polypteriformes, Polypteridae. The coding region runs from base 1 to 1359 and encodes 452 amino acids. Gene Ontology annotation, cellular component: nucleus. Gene Ontology annotation, molecular function: DNA binding.
AUGCCCCCCAUGAAGAAAAAGGUUGAAAAGGAAGGUGGUAAGAAGAAGGAGAUGAUUACAGUGGAAGUUAAGAAGGAAAUCAUUGAGAAGCACGAACGAGGUGUGCGAGUGGCUGACAUUGCAAGAUUUUAUAACAAGUCUACAUCGACAAUUUGCACAAUAUUAAAGAAGAGAGAAGAAAUAAGGGAGCUAGAUGCAGUAAAAGGAGUCAUGAGAGUAUCAAAGCAAAGGCCACAUGUUCUGGAAGAUGUAGAAAAGUUGCUUCUCGUGUGGAUAAACGAGAAGCAACUAGCAGGUGAUACUGUGACCGAGAACUUGAUCUGCAAGAAGGCAAAGGGCUUGUAUGCCAACCUCGUAAGUAAACUGCCAGGUACAUCAACAGAAAAUGAAGAAGGCUUCAAGGCCAGCAGGGGUUGGUUUGAUAACUUUAAGAGGAGAAGUGGCGUCCAUAAUAUUGUGAGGCACAGAGAGGCUGUGAGUUCAGACGCUAAGGCAGCUGAGGCAUUUGCUGCAGAGUUCCAGAAGCUCAUGGUUUCUGAGCGUUACCUGCCACAGCAAGUUUUUAACUGCGAUGAGACGGGGCUUUUUUGGAAAAAGAUGCCAAAGAGGACCUACAUUACAGCAGAGGAGAUUGCAAUGCCCGGUCACAAGCCCAUGAACGACCGUCUCACCCUCUUGUUGUGUGCUAAUGCAAGUGGGGAUUUCAAAGUCAAGCCCCUGCUUGUGUAUCAUUCUGAGAAUCCACGAGCCUUCAAGAAAUGCAAGGUGCAAAAGAGCCAGUUAAAUGUUAUGUGGAGGUCCAACAGCAAGGCUUGGGUCACUCGUAUCUUGUUCGUUGAUUGGAUCAACGAGGUCUUCGGUCCUGCAGUGAAGAGAUACCUUUUAGAAAAUAAUCUGCCACUCAAAGUCUUGCUGGUUAUGGAUAAUGCUCCUGCUCAUCCUCCAGGCCUUGAGGAUGACCUACUGGAAGAAUUUGACUUCAUUAAGGUCAAGUUCUUUCCUCCCAACGCCACUUCCCUACUCCAGCCCAUGGAUCAGCAGGUCAUUUCGAACUUUAAAAAGCUUUACACCAAAGCACUAUUUCAGCGAUGCUUCAAGGUGACUGAAGGAACAUACCUUACACUCCGAGAGUUUUGGAAAAAUCAUUUCCACAUCAUGAGCUGCCUCAAGAUCAUCGAUAAAGCCUGGGAUGGAGUCACCAAGAAAACCCUCAAUUCUGCUUGGAGAAAACUGUGGUCUGAUUGUGUUUUUGGACAUGACUCUGAGGGGUUUUCUCAUGAACAGGAGCCACCAGUUGUUGAUGAAAUUGUGUCCUUGGGGAAGACCAUAGGACUGAAGGUGAAUGAGGACGACAUUUAA